Molecule: messenger RNA, 879 nt
Organism: Scaptodrosophila lebanonensis
Lineage: Eukaryota; Metazoa; Arthropoda; Insecta; Diptera; Drosophilidae
Exons: 1
Coding region: 1-879 (292 amino acids)
Source: RefSeq, a predicted model, not a curated record
AUGAAUCAGGUAUGGUUUUUUUUUAAAGUAUUCGAACUCGUCAUAGGCAGCAUUUGCAUGUACUACCAUAUAAGAGGUGCACUCUAUUCAGAGGAACCAUUGCCCCAUAACCUGAUGUUUUGUGGCACCUUCAUUGCCUAUAUGUUAAUAAAUAUGACGGGUAUACUGAGGAUUUUCGUCAAAACACGAACACUAAUGCUUCGUGAGUUCUUCAUAACGUCAUCGGGCUCUGUACUUCACUAUAUUUGCGGAUGUGUGAUCAUGUACUAUGCGGAGAUCGACUUCCAUUUGACAUUUAUGGGAGAUAAGCAGGAACUGGAGCACUUUUUCUUUGCCAUAUGUAAGAAGCAGAGCAUUGCCUCUAUAGUAAAUGGUACCAUGUAUCUAAUACACGCAUUGCUUGUGCUGGAGAUAAUCACGAAAGCACCCCAUACUGCUGAGCUAACAGGAGCAGAGAGUUUAGAGGGCGCCGUUUCCAUGACAUAUACUGGCUAUGAGUAUCGUGAUUAUAUGGCCAAGACAUCAGCUGAAGUGUACUUCCUAUCGCAACCAGUGGAUCAAUUCUUGCGCAAUCAUAGCAAAUGGUUUCGGGAAUUGGCUGAAUACCAAGACGCAGAACCGAAGGCACUUGAAGCUGCACAUUCCCAUCAUUCACAAAAUCGGUCCAUGACUAAUCUGCAUUCAUCUAGAUCGGAUAGAAGUAUCGGAGAUGAAUUCGAAAUGGAAACAUUUGAAGAAGACUCAUAUAUUGUAGAAAUUGACUCGGAAGAAUCCGUGGAAUUGUUCUCAAGCUCGGUACGCCUGCAAAUUGACAUAGAGUCUAGUUCGGACGAUGAGAGACCACCUAAAAAGAGCAGCAACCCACCGGAACAUCAAUAA